Molecule: messenger RNA, 647 nt
Organism: Perca fluviatilis (European perch)
Lineage: Eukaryota; Metazoa; Chordata; Actinopteri; Perciformes; Percidae
Product: tetraspanin-7-like
Exons: 4
Coding region: 291-647 (118 amino acids)
Cellular component (GO): membrane
Source: RefSeq, a predicted model, not a curated record
CUCUGCAGGUCAGUCUCCGUGGCAAUCACCUCUGUGUUAAUUGUGCGUCUCCGAGUGUGAAGUAUGCCGGGCGCAUAUUUGACCCCUGGAGCACUCGGCCUGCUGCACGUCUCCGCCCAGACCGCUCGCCGCCCCAGACCGCCCCAGACCGCCCCAGACCGCCACGGGCUCCAGCGCUGUUCCCUGCAGCCUGAGACCAGACCUCCGAGACCCCCGAGACCCCCGAGACCCCCGAGACCCCCGAGACCUCCGAGACCCCCGAGACCCAAGAUUUAGUGAAUCGUUGGAUCAUGGCUCCGCGCAGGAUGGAAACCAAACCGGUGAUCUUCUGUCUGAAGACGCUGCUGCUGCUCUACUGCCUCAUCUUCUGGGUCGUGUGUGUAUUGCUUUUAACGUGUGUGGGGUUGUGGUGGGCUUCUCGGUUGGGUCCGUCUAGGCUGCUCAUCUCCACCGGCCAAUCAAACGCUCCGUACGUCCUCAGCGCCACCGGAGGCGCCAUCGUGCUGUUCGGGCUGUUUGGCUGCUUUGCCCCGCCCUGCAAGGGGCCAGUCCUGAUGCUGAAGCUGUACGCUGUGUUUCUGUCGCUGGUCUUCAUAACAGAACUCAUCGCUGGAAUCUCAGGAUUUGUCUUUCGCCACGAGGUCUGA